GUUGACACCGAAUUGUCGUUUUUCACCCCCCCCCCCCCNCCCCCCCCCCCCCGUCCAACUCCGCUACAAACCACACCCAUAUUCAAAUCUGUUGAAAAUAUUGCAUCUCUUUAUUUCUCCUGUGAAAUAGGUGGUGAUGAUGUUCAGCAGUUGGUCGAGCUAUUACAAGAGCCGGAAGAAUUUGCCGAUUUGCUCAAACUUGUUGGAAUGGAUAAAAAACCUUUACAUGUGCGACGAUUCAAAAAGGCACUCCGUGAAUCUUUCAACAGCCAAAAUAAGCAGAAUGACGAUUGUUCGAGAACAGUCGCAUCUGCGGUGAUUUCGGAUACUAUGGAUAAACUCAGCACGGAUUUGUUCCCAUCACCGAAUUUCCCAUUUCCCACAAUCAGCAGUUCCCCACUGAUCGCGUGUACAACAAAACGACACGUUCUACUGUUUCUAUGCUGGCUACUUGAAUCUCGUUUAGUCAAAUUAAUCCUCUCCCUCUUCGGCCCAGAUUCACCGUCACACCACCCGCUCUUGAUCAGUGCACUCUCAACUCCAGUAGCAUCAGCACCAAGCCCACCAACUGGUCUGACCAUCGUUACACCAGCAACAACCAAAUCCAACUCACUGCCCCCGAUUAUCUCACCAGGCCAACAGCCUCGAUCCGGGCGGAGUAGUUGUGAGCCGGACCCAUGGUCAGCCCAAAUUCCGAAUGAACUCUCGACACAGAAUGAAUUAAACGGAAUGGGACGGCAGUUCUCUCAACCCAAUCUCACGUCGCCCAUGGAUGAGAGUUCGAAUGUGCUCAUGAAAACAGAAAUGGAUCGCGUAUCAUCCCCAAUCUCGUUUGUUCCUGAUCAGCUCAUGUUCCACUUGACAUCCACAAACAAUCCGUCCAUGGCUUUGCGUCCCAGUGCUUCGUUGUUGAAAGCGGACAUGGAAAAGUUGACUGCGGCAGUGAACGCGAUGAUCCCACAUUUGCCUUCAUUCCCGUUAAGGCAGAUGAAUACACGAAGUAUCAAUGACAAAGAAAUACAGGAGAUUUUGAAGCUUCCACUGAACGACCCAAUACGCCUGGAUGGGUUGCGCCGGCAUUCGACUAUCUUCGGACGGUUUGACGCCCCAAAACGACUGACUCGACCACUCAGACAUUUCGAGGUCUGUGUCAACGAGAUCACGCAUCGUUUGGUUCGACAAAUUCCCGAACUGGUGACGCAACGGGAACACCUAUUUCAUAUUGCCCGGCAAAUUUUUGUUGUCGAUUGCUCGUGUUUACUGCUCAUAAGAAAACGGAACUGUGAUAUUGUCACUUUAUCCACUCCAAAAUCCGACCCGAUAUAUGGAGCCACUGAGAAUUUGGAGCGAAAGCACCGAUGUACUGUCACACCGGUUCCUUUUUUCUAUCAUGCACUCAAUCGGCUCAGCUUCCUAUUUGUCGGACAUCUCAAGCGAACUCCCAACGGUUGA
Echinostoma caproni is the source of this 1452-nucleotide messenger RNA. Lineage: Eukaryota; Metazoa; Platyhelminthes; Trematoda; Plagiorchiida; Echinostomatidae. The record is from the annotation of a GenBank genome assembly.